This is a messenger RNA of Ochlerotatus camptorhynchus, 7460 nucleotides long. RefSeq lists its product as uncharacterized. The coding region runs from base 1363 to 6117 and encodes 1584 amino acids. Lineage: Eukaryota; Metazoa; Arthropoda; Insecta; Diptera; Culicidae. The transcript has 19 exons. Gene Ontology annotation, cellular component: cytoskeleton. The record is from RefSeq and is a predicted model, not a curated record.
AUGGCUCCGAAGCCUUUGCCUGUUUUGUCCGUGCUAAAGUUAAGGUGGUGGUGCUCUUUACGUUGAAGGGUGCUGCCGUUUGUUGUUGCUCUCUCACGUGCAGUUUUCGAAUCUAUUGGAUCGAAGUGAGAGUGAGCAGAGAGGCGAGAGUGGUUUUGCGAAUCGCUGGUUUCUCACGGUCGGUCGGUGGUGAUCUAUCUAGCUGAAAGUGUACAAGACGCGAACGCGAACUAGUCGUUGUGUGUUGAUUACAAUUGCCGAUUGUCACACUUGAGUGAAUCCGUAGGGAUAACCGACCGUGCUAGUUUUCCGUUGUUUUUGGACGGGUUGUGUCUUCUUCACGCCGUUGCACAAUACAAAUUUCGAUGUCGGUGAUGGUUUGAAGGUUGAAGAAGCGAGUGAAUAUGAAUUGUUUUUGGAAACCUGUUUAGGUGACGUUGAGUUGAUAAUUAAUCGUUAUUGUUCAGUGGAGAAUUACGCUUCAAUCUGUGUAGCAGUUUUCCAGUGCAAGGAAAGUAAAAUUGCGUGUUCCAGCGUUUUGUGUCUUCUAGUGUAAAGAGAUGCAUGCAGAUGGAUCGAGAAGAGAGCAAUCCAUAAGAGAGUGUACAUUGUGGAAGAAACAAUAACGUGCUGAUCAGAGACGGGAGAGCAGAGAGAAGAUUCACAUGGAAAACUAGUGAGUGAAAAUAUUUUUCUCGUUGGUCGAUGACAGGAGUACCUAGUAGGCAGCGCAAAAAAAAAAAAAAAAAACGAGUCUCGUGUGUUAUGCUAUGUGUGGCCCAGCCUGCUUUGCCUUUGCGAGCAAGAAAUAUCGGUCUGUUCGAAGCGGUACGCGUUUGUUGAGUUUUUGUGUGAUGUUUUUGUUUGCUGGAGUGGUGUUUAUUUGAUUUAUUGUCCUUGCGGGCAAAUCUAUCCGUUACGAGUGAAAAUUCCAGUGCUUUCCAAGUGAAUUAUCGGUGAAUAUCUGUAAGAAGUCCAAGUGUCACUUUCGGUGGUGUGUCGCCUUCUUUUUUCCUGGUGUGUCCGAGAGGUGCUCUUGAAGUCCCGUGGUAGGGAAAAGAAUUAUUGAUCCGGCGCUGCCAGAAGAGGAGAGCCGAGGAGAAGAUUGUCGUGUGAUUCGUGAAAAAGAGUGUGAAGUUCGUGUAUUCUCGUUGAACACCAACCUGGGCCAGAGCCUGUCCCAGUACUACUAGCAGCGAGCGGUGUGUGUUUUUAGGAUUAUCGAUCUCGGCGUGUCCCGGAACGGAGCCAUAUGGAUUAGAGGAGCACACCUUCAUUCACGUGGACUUGUGUGAAAUAAAUGUCGCGUUCCACAACACGCCGCUGAAACUGUGUUGGGAGAUCAGCAGCCAGCAGUAAGCAAUGACCGAUGAAAGUCCUCCGCGUCGUUUGUCCCAAAUCUUCGACCCACUGACGAGCCUGAGUGAUCUCGAACAGAUCCAGCAGCAAAUCCAACAACACCAGCAGCACCUCCAGCAGCAGAACCACCUCAAAUAUGGUCCCGGAGGACCGUCCAAUUCAUCGUCCUCCUCGACAUUGCUUCAGCUUCAACACCAGUUCCACCAAUCCGGAAGUAGUGGAGGUGGCUACAAUUACAACACGGCCUCGUCGUCGACAUCACUAUCAUCGGCCUCGAAUCAAAGUGCAAAGCUCAGCUCGAGUAGUUCUACCAGCAGCUACAUCGGUGGGCCUCCACCGGGCCUUAAUCGGAUUGUAAUGGGAUCUCGUUCGACUCCCAACAGCCCGCGGAUGAUGUCCCGACGGGGUGUUGCUGGAGGUGCUUCCACCAAUAGUACCAACAGCAGUAGACCGCCGAUGGUUCCUCCGCGAGGGCCACCGAAUGCGGCAGUCAUCGCUAAUCCCUCGCUGGUGGCACUCGAUUCCGAUGCACCGUGGCCGCCGUUCGGCAGUCUCACCGACAGUCUGGACGUACAUCAGGUUAACAACUACCACCAGGGACUUCCGGAGAUUAAUUGGCAGGAACGGUGUCUGGAGCUGCAGCUCGAGUUGCAUCGGUCGCGGAACCAGGCCGGCCGCGUUCGCGAUAUGCUGCGUGAAAAGCUCUCGGAGCUCGAGCAAAGGGUCAUCGAAGCCGAGGAACGAGCCGAGGAAGCUGAGGACAAGGUCCGGGCCAUGGAGCAACGACUGUGUGACUGGCCCAAGCCACAGAGCAUAACUGGGCCAGCCGGAAGCAGCGGCAGUAGUGGUGGUGGUGCACAAGGAAGCACCAACGCCAAAGCUCCAGUCGAGAAGGUGAAAAUCACGCAGCUCGAGUCGGCCGUCGAAGAACAGAAACAGCUGCGACUCCAGGACGCCCGUCAGGUCGGUGCCAAGGCAGCGAAAAUCAAAGAGUGGGUCACCAACAAAUUGCGGGAACUCGAGGAGCAGAACCAACUGCUGCGUGAGCAGAAUAUCAAGUGCAAUCAACAGUUAGAGUUGUUAAGGAACCACAUCGCAACCCAAAGCAGUAGACAUAGUAUACAGCAACCAGUUAGAUCUAGUUUAAGCUUAGACGUACAAGACUACAAACGACGCAGCGGUCGACGGCGAAGCGAAUCGCUGGAUCCGCCGGAGCAUCGCUCCCUGUUGGCGUCCACCACCGUACAUCAUCACCGAAGGAACCUCUCGAUGGAACCUCAGGAAUUAGCUAGAGACUUAGCGGCCGCCGUCGACGGCCUUACCCUAAUACCCCUCGUUCCGGGCCACCAGACGAGUCCCAAUUCGGAUGUGGACGCCGCGCAUGACUACGCGGAGAUCUAUACGCCUUCGCGCGAGAAGGCACCCACCUGGCUGAAGGGACUUCCAAGUGGGGGCUCCAGUACGACCACCUCGGACUCGGUGGCCGAACUGGGAACCCCGCGGCCCCCAACGCCUCCGCUGCACCGGUUUCCCAGCUGGGAAGCCAAAAUCUAUCAGGUGGCCAACGAUGGCCUAGCAGGAGAUGAGAAUGAAUCUCAGGACCAGGAGUCUGGGUCCGGUAUGACGUCCAGCAUCGGGAUGAACUCCCGUUCGCAAACCGUGUCCGGUGGAUACUGUGAUAUUAGUGUACCGGUUUACGCCACCGUUAAAGGGCGUGCUUCCCAGAUCCGAUCGAUGCCAUUUACCGGCGAUUCCAGCGACGACAGCAGCGACGGUGAGGAUCAUGGUGCCAUCAUGACAUGUGCCACGUCCACCCACAAUUCGCACAACUCGACCAGCACGGACAACACCGAGACGAGCACCUCGGGCAGUGCGUCUAGUCCUUCGAAAAGUCUCAAAACCUCCUCUAGUCUGAGUCCCGCCAAACGCAGCGGGUCCGAAAGUCCAAAGAACAAAGCACGAGUAAUUUCAGAAAUGUCCUUUGAAUCAGGGCUGUCCGAUGAUUACGCGAUACCACCGGACGCAGUGUCGGCCGUGGAUACGACCUGUAUGGACGCGUCGAUGCCCUCGCUGCUGAUGCGGACGUCCUACGCCGAUUCGCCGAAGAAGAUGGAAACGCUGGAAAAGGUUGGUCACCUGGCGAAGCUGGGCGGCAAGUUGAAGACGUGGCGCAAACGAUGGUUUGUGCUGAAGAACGGCCAGCUGACGUACUGGAAAAGUCAGCACGAUGUGAACCGGAAACCUCAGGGAACGAUCGCGCUGGACGAGGCAUGCCGGAUAAACCGAGCGGAGGGCGCUUCCACGUUCGAGAUCGAUACGGGCAAGAAGGUGUACUACUUGACGGCCGAUUCCAACGCGACGAUGGAUGACUGGAUCCGGGUGCUGCAGAAUGUCCAGAGGCGGAACGCGACGAAGCUCCUGCUCAGCAGGGACGACCAGAAGCCGACGGUGCAGGGAUGGGUUACCAAGGUGAAGAACGGUCACGCGAAGAAGUGCUGGUGUGUGCUGCUGGGGAAGAUGUUCCUGUACUUUAAGGCCCCAGGCGAAACGAAUCCACUUGGUCAGAUAAACAUGAGAGAUGCUCGCGUCGAGGAAGUCGAGCACGUGUCGGACUCGGAUUCGGAGGAACGUGAAGACACAGCUCACACUCAAGCACGGCUGACCGUUGCCAUCUAUCCACAGCAGCAGGGAGUGGGCCCUACCUAUCUGAUCCUACCGGGAAAGCAAGAGCGGGACAAUUGGUUGUAUCACCUGACGGUGGUCUCCGGUGGUGGACCGAAUGCCGGUACUCAGUACGAACAGCUCAUCCAGAAGCUGAUGGAAACUGACGGCGAUCCAAAUUGCGUUCUCUGGCGGCAUCCGAUAUUGCUCCACACGAAGGACAACAUAACCUCACCCUUGACUUCACUACAUUCCGAAACGUUACAGGCGGAAGCCAUCAAGCUCUUCAAGAGCUGCCAACUGUUCAUGUCGGUGGCGGUCAAUCAGCCGGGCAUUGAUUACCACGUGGUCCUGGCGCAAAAUGCCCUCCAACUGUGUCUGGACAUGGUGGAACUGCAGUCGGAGUUGAUCUGUACCCUGAUUAAGCAAACAUCCCGCCAUACCGGCCAGAAACUGGGUGUAGGUGUCCAGGUAAACAAGAAACUGGGCAUACCGGCUCGUCAAUUGCUGUUGUGCGCCACCCAGAGUUUGUUUACUUGCGAUACGCUACAGGGCAAUAGUGCUCAAGCGAAUGGGAGCUCACCAACUUCCAUUCAGGCACCGCCGGUUCCUCCGAUCGACUGCAAAUCGAACCCGCCGGUCUACACGUUCAUCCAGGGAUGGCAGCUCCUGUCGCUAGCCGUGUCGCUUUUUGUGCCAAAGAACAAUCGCCUACUGUGGUACCUCAAGUUGCACCUGUCACGCAACGCCGACUCGAAAACCGAAUGCGGCAAGUAUGCAGCCUACUGCGAGCGGGCUCUGGAGCGGACCAUGCAAAAUGGCGGCCGCGAAACGAAACCCUCCCGGAUGGAGGUCCUGUCGAUCUUGCUGAAGAACCCGUACCACCACUCGUUGCCGCAUGCCAUUCCGGUGCACAUGAUGAACGGGACGUACCAGGUGGUUUCGUUCGAUGGGUCGUCGACGAUCGAGGAGUUUCACACGACGCUGGCGCAGGAGAUUGGCUGCCGCGAUGGGACCAAUGGGUUCACGCUGUUCAGUGACGAUCCGAUCGAGAAGGAUCUGGAGCACUAUCUGGAUCCACAGGCCAAGCUCUGCGACGUCAUUUCCAAGUGGGAAACGGCACUCCGCGAGAAAGGUUCCGGAAAGUUCGAGAACUCACGUGUCAUCCAACUGACGUACAAGAACCGGCUCUACUGGAAGCACGCUGCCAAACUGGAAACCGAGAAGGAGCGACUCCUUCUCAGCUACCAAAUCAACCAGCAAGUUGUCCAAGGAAGGUUCCCGCUUUCGCGGGAUCUCGCACUGGAGUUGGCCUCCCUGAUGGCGCAAAUUGACAUGGGUGACUAUGCAGCGGACAAAUCGAAAACCAGUUCCCUGCAGGCACUGGACAAAUUCUACCCCUAUCGCUACAGGGAUGCCCUAACGGCGGACGGUCUGAAGGAGCUACAGGACGUCGUCGCGACCAAGUGGUCCCUGCUGAAGGGUCGCUCCGUUGUGGACUGCGUUCGGAUAUACCUAACCUGUGCCCGCAAGUGGCCUUUCUUCGGUGCUGCUCUCUUCCAAGCCAAACCCCGACAUUCCGACCAGGCGAUGGCCUGGCUAGCGGUAUCCGAAGACGCCCUCAGCGUGCUGGAACUGUCGUCGAUGGGGUCGAUCGCCCGCUAUCCGUACAGUUCGGUGAUGACCUUCGGUGGUUGUCAAGAUGAUUUCAUGUUGGUGGUCAGUGCGGACGAUACCCUCGCCGGAAGUCCGGAGCAAAAGCUCCUGUUCGCCAUGAGCAAACCAAAGAUUCUGGAAAUUACACUCCUCAUUGCGGACUACAUGAACGCCCUGGGGCACACGCUACCCGGAACGCCGCAGAUGAACACCCUGACGAGGAACGGAAGCCAUCGUAGCAUUAGAUCCCGUAUCCAUCCAAGUUCGUGUACCGGAACGCCGGCGCACAAUACGCUCAACUCGUCGCAUGCCAACACCACCCACGCCCACAAUACCCUCACUUCCCACUCGCAUACGCUCAAUUCGCACGUCAGCCACACACUCAGCUCGCAUGGCCAGCCGGAUAUCCUCAAGAGCACUCCGGACCAUCAGCGGCGCUAGAGGGGAGAAGUCAGAGAGCGCAGCAAAACGCACAACACCAUACUCAAUGCCGUCACACACUGCAAUCACAUACACACAUACACACUCAGACAUACGCAGUUAUGCACACAAUCGGAAGAGAGCAGCAGUUUUCGUUCAGUGUUUUUUUUUUAAUGCUACGAUUGAGAUUUCAAACUUUGUUGUCAUCGGUGGGUGGCUGCCAUGGCGACGGAUAAACGAUAUUAGUUUUGUAUUGAUUGUGAAUCACCUUUUGUUUUUAGCAUUUAACCUAUUUUUUACCAAACAAAGGCACUCAGAUGUGAGUGUUUAGGCGAGUAGGUUAAUAAAUUUUCGAUAUAUUUUGUGAACAAUUUUAAGUUUUUGUUUGAACCGUUCUUUUUUUCGUUUACUAAUUUUCAUGUAAAUAAUUCUCUUAGCGACUAAGCAAAUACUAAGUCAAGUCCCGUACUCCAGUGUAAAGUAAAAACAUGGAAAAAGUUCAAACUUCUAUCAGAGUGCUCGAAUUUUUUAUAAUGAUUUCAUUAUAAGUACUUUAAACAUUCUUAGUUUGUAGUCUCAAAACUAAAAAAAAAAACUUCUAACCAAAAAACUAUAAACUAACACAAAACUGAGAGGCAUGCUUAUAACUUCCGCACGAACGGGAACGAGUGGGUCGAGGUAAUUGAGGGCGAAUCCAAUUCAGCGGAAAAUUGUUACAGAUAACAAAGUAAAAAAAAUAGGAAAACAUUGUGAUUUUUUACGCAAACUAUAUUUAAAAGUGAAAAAAAAGAACAGUUAUACUACGGAAGAGUCGCGCUUUCGGACGAAGUAAAAUUUAAAUGUGAAAGUUAACUUGACUAUAACCGGAAUUCUAUACACACACACACAGGCACAGAAACUGUAAGUAACGAUGUAGAAGCUGCUAUACGACGGCUGCUAAAGUAGGAAAACAACAGACACGAGUACGUAGGAACUUAGGGCCAUUGUAUUAUUGGUCGGCAGAAACUCAGCUCUAACCAGAAACGCAACAGUCAUGUAAUCGUUUGUUCUUUUUUACCACACACUAUCUACCCCAAAAAUUGAAUAAUCUCGAAAAAUAGGAAUCGCAAACAAACCGAGAAGAGAAAAACUUGUAUUCCGGCGUUCUGUAUAAAAUCGCCUCUUUCUAGUAGUGUGUUGAAACCAAAAAAAAAAACGAACAAGAAGGGAAAAAUAGGGGGAAAUUCGCAGGAGAAGUUAUCGAGGGAUGGCUAAAUUGUAACUACUGUGUAAGUGUGCCGUCGUCGUAUUGGAUAGGGAACCGUAAAAUCAAAGAAGAUGUAAGCGAUGGAGAAUAAAGAUGAACAUCGAUGAUUGUUUACUAA